Messenger RNA from Anopheles nili, 2325 nucleotides. Its product is annotated as fez family zinc finger protein erm-like. The transcript has 2 exons. Bases 1 to 2325 code for a protein of 774 amino acids. The record is from RefSeq and is a predicted model, not a curated record. Lineage: Eukaryota; Metazoa; Arthropoda; Insecta; Diptera; Culicidae.
AUGCCGCGCUGUUUGAUGGCAAAGAAAUGGAAGGCCUACCCAUGGCCGGAUCGAGCAGAAGAACAACCGGUGGAGGACCAUAACCUCGACACGACGCCCUCCCCAACUGGCAGCAGCAGCAGCAGCAGUACCACGAGUACUAGCAGCUCACAUACGGUCACCGCCACCUCGACGGAGCGAAGCAGCAGUACCGAAAGUGUCAGUGAGGCCACUUCUGCGAGUGGUUCGACGAAUGCGCCUGAAUGUAGUCAACCCGCGGUACCGCUGACGGGAGCCAGCGAGAUCGUUGAGGAGGACGAAGAAAUUGACGUCGUGGGAGAUUCACCGGCCGCGGCUACGGCCACAGCGGCCAGCAGCAAAUCCACCGGCAGUACGGUGGCCACCUGUUGGGGUCCAUCCUCACCGACCGCGGGUGCAACGGCACCAAGUCCACCGCCUCACUCGCCGGAAGCAGCAACACGCGAAUCAACUAUCCUCUACAAUGGCUACGGUCAGGACAUUUCGCAUCACUUUACCGCCUACCUGCCGAAGCUGGAUCCUGAUGCGUCUGGCUACCAACAGCAGCAGCAGCAGCAGCAGCAACAACAACAGCAAGCCUCGCCUCAACAGCAGCAGCAGCAGCAGUUCAUCGCUCUAGCACCGGUGUGUGCGACGCCCACAACAACCUCAUCUGCAUCGCCGAGUGCCGGAGCUGAAAGCCCACAGCGGUCACCGUCUCAGAAGAAAUCGCUGGCCAUGUGUUUCACCAGCACCGGGACGGCUUUAUCGUUGCCGCCGAAGAAAAAGGACAUCUACCGGCCAUACUCACUCGACGAUAGGCCACCCAGGCCUAGCUACGAGCUGAGGAUCCCGGCUGAAGAGGACCUACACGCGGCACAUGCCAUCCUGGACCUGAGUGCCUCGACGGCUUUCCUACCUCCACCGGCACCGCAUCAACUGCUUGCCCAACCACAACCUCCCUCUCCAUCACAGCAGCUCGCGCCAAGCCCAACAUCUGUCGUGCUCGUUCCGGCCAAAUCCUCCGCCAGUGACGUGGUGGAUCGCCGACCAGCGCCUUUGCAGACGCACCUUGCGACACAUCAGCAUCACCUGCAACAGGCAACGACGACAACGACUACGACAGUGGCUGCAUCUCCACAGACAGUACCUCAUGCGCUUGGUUCGCCAGAGCAAAACGAGAACUGCAACAACACGAACACGUUGCCCGGGUAUGCGGGUGCGCAUGAUACUAGCAGGGAUUCGUCCUCGGACGAGAUGCAGCAACCGGCUGAGUCGGAUGACUCCGAGAGCAACAGCGGCUCGAAAACGGUCGCUUACACCUACGAGGCGUUCUUCGUCAGCGACGGACGGUCGAAGAAGAAGCUGGCUGAUCCGAAAACGACGCUCGAGAACAAGGCGAAGUACACGUGCACGGAGUGUGGCAAGCAGUACGCCACCUCGAGCAACCUGUCGCGUCAUAAGCAAACGCAUCGGAGUCUCGAUUCUCAGUCGGCUAAAAAGUGUCACACCUGCGGUAAAGCGUACGUCUCGAUGCCGGCGUUGGCGAUGCACGUGCUCACGCAUAAGCUGUCGCACAGUUGCGGUGUCUGUGGGAAGUUGUUUUCGCGACCAUGGCUCUUGCAGGGCCACUUGCGAUCGCAUACGGGUGAAAAACCGUACGGAUGUGCUCACUGCGGCAAGGCGUUUGCGGAUCGAUCGAACCUCCGGGCGCACAUGCAAACGCACUCGAUCGACAAGAACUACCAGUGCGGUCGGUGCCACAAAACGUUCGCUCUCAAGUCGUACCUCAACAAGCACCUGGAAUCGGCCUGCUUCAAGGAGGAUGGUGCGCCUCAGUCACCCCAGAUGUCGCCACUAUCGCCCGACUCGCUCGAUGGAUCGUCAAUGGAUGAGCUGCGAUCGACGCCACUGCCCGAUCGGCGGCCUGGGAUCGCUCUGAAGCGCGAGAAAAAUGUCGACAUCGAGGGUGAUGAGUCGGACGACGCCAUGCCCUGUCCGUCACCCUUAGCGACAGCGCCUCACCUCACUGUAAGCCCCGGUCCUGCUACCGGCGGAACGGGCAGUAUCUUUGUGAUGAAAAAUCUGGCCACUCCUGGAGCGGCUGCCGCAGCUGCUGCGGCGGCUGCAGCAGCAGCAGCCGUACUCGGUCCAGCAGCGAUCCUCACCGCAACAGGCCAUCAGCACCACCACAGCCAUAGCCACCAACAGCAGCACCAUCAGCAGCAUCACCUGCAUCAGCACGCGCAUCCUGCGUCGGCGGCAGCAGCGGCAGCUGCGGCUGCGGCGGCUGCUGCCGUGCAAAUAAACGUUAACUUUGCCGGGUAA